AUGCUAGUCACAAGGCUUUUAGCGCUGAACUUUGUUGGCAACCGAACGUCCUCAGUUGCUUUCACCCACGCUAUCUGGUCAUUGGUACACUGUGAGUCCCAGGGACUUGGGUAUUGGGCUGCCAUGCGCGAGGAAGUCGAGAAAGUCUUUGCUUCCGAUGAGUCCGAGGAGGCUACCGAGUCCAAAAAGCAUUAUCAGGGUCAGGGCGCCCGAUGGAUGCGAUGGAAUAAAAGUCACACAGCGCAGAUGAAUUUGAUUGAAAGUUUCCUCAAGGAGAGCCUGCGGUACAAUACUGACACCAAUCUGGAGUGCAAGCGAAUGAUUGUGGACCCUGCGGGGUAUCGCUUCAAGAAUGGCGUGAAUCUCAAGCAGGGUACGGUCAGUGCUAUACCGAUUUGGCAGAUCCACCACGAUCCAGAUCUCUAUCCUCAGCCAGAGGAGUUUGAUGCACGUCGCUUCUACCAAGGCGAUGAUGGGUCUCAAGCUAGGAAGGCAAGCAUCCAGACAACUAGCGAUUACUUCCUUGCCUUUGGUGCAGGCAAACAUGCAUGCCCUGGAAGAUUCUUUGCAUCGCAGCAUCUGAAAUUGCUGAUGGCCUUUAUCGUGAUGAACUACGAGAUUCAGCCUGUGAGCCGCCCGGAUGACGAAUGGUUUGGCUCAAGCCACAUGCCAAAUAUGGCGGCUGGAUUGACCAUAAGAGCGAGACAGUGUUGA
Molecule: messenger RNA, 714 nt
Organism: Penicillium bovifimosum
Lineage: Eukaryota; Fungi; Ascomycota; Eurotiomycetes; Eurotiales; Aspergillaceae
Product: cytochrome P450
Exons: 2
Coding region: 1-714 (237 amino acids)
Molecular function (GO): oxidoreductase activity, acting on paired donors, with incorporation or reduction of molecular oxygen; monooxygenase activity; iron ion binding
Source: RefSeq, a predicted model, not a curated record